ACAAAAAACAUCUAGAGAGAUUGGAUUUGGACUCAUCUUCUCUCUCCUCUCUCUCUCUCUCUCCACUCAGCAAUAAUAAUUCACAGAAAAAUAUUGAACCUAUACCAUCAUCAUUCAUCAUCAUCACCCGCAUCAUCAUCAGAAUUCCAAGGUGGGUUUACUUCAUUUUCUGCUAUAUGAUUAAAUUUCACUGCUGAGUGACACCAGUAAAAGAUGCAAGCUUUGUGUUCAUGGUUUCAUGUUUUGCUGGAGCGACAAGGGAAUUGAGGAUAUGAUGGUGUAUGUGGAGUAGAGCCAGCGUUGAUGCCGAGUUCGAUUCACAACAAUUACCUAGUUCCAAUGCAUACUUUACCGAAGGAAGCAUGAUCGAUUCUUUUCGUGUGUCUGACUUUGAUCAAUCAGUUGGAUAUCGCAUUGAGGAUGCUGUUGACUUGAGUGGAAACUCAGCUUUUAACCCCUUAAAAGUAAGUAACCAGACAAUUUCUCGUGUUCACAUCGGUACUUUUGAUAAGUUGCCAAUUUCACUUGAUAAAAGCCCAUUGACAAACCAAACAGAGCAAGAGGGCUUGCAAUUGCAAAAGAUUCAAUCAUCCAAUCUGGUCACAUUAUUAAGUGGUAAUACAGAAAAUCAGGAAGAGUCUGCCAUGGCUGAUGCCAGCCCUAGAACUGAUAUUUCAACAGAUGGUGACACUGAUGAUAAGAAUCAGCGGUUUGAUAGAAGUUCCCUUGCUGUUGGAGCUUCUGACUCCAGUGACAGAUCAAAGGAUAAAACAGAUCAGAAGAGUCUUCGUAGGCUUGCUCAGAAUCGUGAGGCUGCAAGAAAAAGCCGGUUGAGAAAGAAAGCUUAUGUCCAACAGUUGGAAAGUAGUCGUUUGAAGUUGACUCAACUGGAGCAAGAGCUUCAGAAAGCUAGGCAGCAGGGAAUCUUUAUAUCAAACUCAGGUGAUCAGGCACAUUCAAACAGUGGAAAUGGGGCCAUGGCAUUUGAUGUUGAAUACGCAAGGUGGCUGGAAGAGCAGAAUCGGCUAAUUAACGAGCUAAGAGCAGCUGUAAAUUCUCAUGCGAGUGACACAGAACUUCGCAUGAUUCUUGAUGGUAUAAUGGCACAUUAUGAUGAGAUAUUUAAGAUGAAGAUCGUUGCAGCUAAGGCUGAUGUCUUCCAUCUGUUGUCUGGCAUGUGGAAAACACCAGCUGAAAGGUGUUUUCUAUGGCUUGGUGGCUUUCGAUCAUCCGAACUCCUUAAGCUUCUGGUAAAUCAAUUGGAACCUCUCACAGAGCAGCAGCUAGUGGGUAUUACCAACUUGCAGCAAUCUUCCCAACAAGCAGAAGAUGCGCUGUCUCAAGGCAUGGAAGCAUUGCAACAGUCCCUUUCGGAGACAUUGUCCACCGGAUCACCUGGCUCCUCUGGUUCAUCAGGAAAUGUGGCAAAUUACAUGGGUCAAAUGGCUAUGGCAAUGGGUAAGCUAGGGACACUCGAGGGGUUUAUUCGGCAGGCUGACAAUUUGCGCCAGCAGACGCUGCAACAAAUUCACCGAAUAUUGACAACUCGCCAAUCGGCCCGCGCACUCCUUGCCAUCAAUGACUACUUUUCUAGGCUGCGUGCUCUUAGCUCCCUCUGGCUUGCCCGCCCAAGAGAUUGAUGAGUGAUAAAUAGCAUGUCAAGUUCAUUUUCAUGGAUCUGGCACCAGGAAUACUUUGUUAUCAUAGGUUUAAUUUUACUGUGUUGUACUUUUCAGGUUACUGAUAUCAGUGUUCAUCUAGUCACAUAAUCUAGAAACUGAAUUGUUGACAAGAGUAUUGUAUCUUGUUUAUUACCAAUAAUGUUGUCCAUUGUAAGAGUAGUUGAAGGGCUUUGUGUUUAUUUCAUUCAAAGUAGUUUGGAUGUGAUAAAUUUGAAUGUUUGGUUCA
Molecule: messenger RNA, 1908 nt
Organism: Lotus japonicus
Lineage: Eukaryota; Viridiplantae; Streptophyta; Magnoliopsida; Fabales; Fabaceae
Product: transcription factor TGA2.2-like
Exons: 12
Coding region: 282-1640 (452 amino acids)
Biological process (GO): DNA-templated transcription; regulation of DNA-templated transcription
Molecular function (GO): DNA-binding transcription factor activity; sequence-specific DNA binding
Source: RefSeq, a predicted model, not a curated record